Acanthopagrus latus (yellowfin seabream) is the source of this 2273-nucleotide messenger RNA. It is a transcript of the gene ntan1, whose product is annotated as N-terminal asparagine amidase. The record is from RefSeq and is a predicted model, not a curated record. Gene Ontology annotation, biological process: ubiquitin-dependent protein catabolic process. Gene Ontology annotation, molecular function: protein-N-terminal asparagine amidohydrolase activity. NCBI's taxonomy places the organism in Eukaryota, Metazoa, Chordata, Actinopteri, Spariformes, Sparidae. Gene Ontology annotation, cellular component: nucleus. The coding region runs from base 172 to 1125 and encodes 317 amino acids. The transcript is spliced from 10 exons.
GUUUUCGUGGUAACGGUAGAAGAAGACUGACUUCCAGGAAGUUCAAGCCGAUUGAACGGUUUUGCAGUGCAGUUUCUGUGUGUUUAUUAUGAGAUAUUAAGAACAUGAAGUUACUAGUCUUUUUAUCAGUGUGGUAACCCGUUGAUUUUUAAGUGGAUCUCGCUUAAGGAAAUGCCUUUGUUUAUUCAAAAUAGAGAACUUGGGCGCAUAAACUCGACAGCGGAACUGUUCGACAAAUGUCCAUAUUUACAGGAAAAUGGAAGAGCAUUUCGCUCCAAGCCACUUGUUGAUGUCGACCCAAAGUGCCUCCUGUAUGUCCAGCAAAGAGAAUUUGCUGCAACAACACCAGCAGACGACUGUGUUUCAGUAAUUGGAUCUGAUGAUGCCACCACCUGCCAUUUGGUCGUGCUCCGACACACUGGAAGUGGAGCUGUUUGCCUUGCUCACUGUGAUGGUUCCAGCACCUGGUCUGAAGUCCCGCUCCUAGUGAAAGCUGUCACGUCACUGAGUAGCGUCAGUAAGGAGGGCAGACUUGAGCUCCAUCUUGUUGGGGGAUUUAACGAUGAGUCAAAAACAUCCCAUAAACUCAGCCUAAACCUUCUGGCAGCGUUCCAUAAACAGAAAGAAGAUAUUCACCUGGAAACAUGUUGCAUCACAGAAAUUAAUGACACUGUUGUUGAGGGGAAUCACAGGCCUGUAGUGUAUGGGAUAGGUGUAAAUGUUAAAACAGGGGACAUGUUCCCUUCAUCAUUUACAUAUAAAGGACCAGCAGAGGAGCUGCGAUCUGCAAGGACCUUCACUGGGGGCCAGAUGGCUGAUAUAUAUGACUCAAGCCGUGGACUGGUUAAAAUCGGCCCUUGCAAGUGGUCUCCCAAUCUGGAUAUUGCCUUCUGGUUGUCACAAGAUGAUGACACAAUUUUAAAGUACCUGUCCACCUCUCCGAUGGCUGAACCACCUCAUUUUGUCCAGCACAUGAAGUCCACCAUCCAGUUUCUUUUACAGCACCCUAACUCUGAUAGCCUGUUCCCUGGGGGUCAGCCACAGCUCUACCACAGGGCUGAGUCGGGGGACUGGGAGAGGGUUGACAAGUCAUAUAGCUCUACCCCCAUCUCUUCUCAACCUUAACAUGGAGCCUGACUGUAUUUGCCUCUCAGCUCAAUGGAAACACUGUGACCCACCCACCCAAUGUCUGUUUUCUGUUCAUCGUGUCUUAACAUUGGAGGUAACCCCCCAACUGGACCAUGUGUACGCUGAAUGGCUCUCCUGACUCAUCUGGCUGGUCCAGGAGAGGGAGUAGAGAAAGUAAAAAAAAAAAAGUCUGGUCAUGCCUGUAACAGACAAUUUUUCCACUCUUAUGAGGUGGUGUGAAGUCUGUACCUUAAACCAUCUGCUUUGUUGCUGUCAGUCAUGGUUAAUGUCCCACAAUGCUUUACUGUUUUGAUUCUUAAGGGUAGUUGUCGUCUUAUGUCAAGUUAAAAAAACAUACUUGUCGCUCAUUUUAUAUUUUUUUUUAACCUUCAACAAACAGUUUUUUUCCUGCAAUUUGCUAACUUUCAUGCAUUUAUUGUUAAAUAUUACUACUACUAAUAAUACUCCAAUCAAUUUCAGAAUUCAAACUCCAUGUUAUUGCCUUUGUAAUUUUGUCAGUCAGUUAAUGUUGCCAGUUACCAGAACCUUGCCUAUGUCAUACAGAUUCUGAUAACCAUUAAAUUUCUGGCAGGUUUGGAAUCAAUCUACAAAUUGGGCAUGCUUUGGAAAUAUAGUGCACAAUGUGUAGUUGAUGGGAUAACAUUAUGUGUAUGGUCCUUUAAAUGUACAGUCUGACUCACUGUUAAUUGAAAAACUUUUGGCACUUGAACAAUGAAGAGAAUACAAGUUCUUAAGCUCUUCAUUAUUGAAAAGUUUAGAAAAGUGUAUUUUUCUCUACAAAUGCACCUUCGUGAUGAGAGUGGAAUAUGACAUUUCAUCACGUUCUCUACAUACUGCUGUAUACCUGGCUAUGAAUAUGUAUGUUUUACCAAGCUGCAUGUGUAAAUGCGUAUAGAAAUCUUUUGCAAGAGAUGAUCUGGAACCUUGUCAAAUGCAACCAAAUAUGAUUUUACUAGUUGUUUUUUUGUUGUUAAAAAAAAACCCAAAAUCACCAACACAUACUGUACAAGGCCUUUUCAUCAGUUGUGUUAUUCAGAAUGUUGCAAGGCGUUUAAUGCAUGUUUGCAAGGUGUUGCUGUAACAUACUGUACCCGUUAAUAAAUAAAUGUAAAUGGUUAAAUCUA